This is a messenger RNA of Xiphophorus maculatus (southern platyfish), 1355 nucleotides long. It is a transcript of the gene srsf9, whose product is annotated as serine/arginine-rich splicing factor 9-like. NCBI's taxonomy places the organism in Eukaryota, Metazoa, Chordata, Actinopteri, Cyprinodontiformes, Poeciliidae. Gene Ontology annotation, molecular function: mRNA binding. The record is from RefSeq and is a predicted model, not a curated record. The coding region runs from base 127 to 864 and encodes 245 amino acids. The transcript has 5 exons. Gene Ontology annotation, cellular component: cytoplasm; ribonucleoprotein complex; nucleus.
UCAAGAAGAAGAAGAAGCUAACUUUGCUAACACGGAAGAAGGUGUGUGCCUUGAGUAGUAGCGAUCAAACAACAACACUCAGGUGUUAUAAACGUCUUUGAAAGCAGUGCUAUCCAGUCAUUCAACAUGUCUGACGGCCGGAUCUAUGUUGGAAAUCUCCCCAUGGACGUCCAGGAGAGAGACGUAGAGGAUCUCUUCUUCAAAUAUGGAAAAAUCCGAGAAAUAGAAUUGAAGAAUAACAGAGGAACUGUUCCUUUUGCCUUCAUCCGGUUCGAGGAUCCACGGGAUGCUGAGGAUGCUGUCUUUGGAAGAAAUGGAUAUGCAUAUGGGAACUCCAAGCUACGUGUAGAGUAUCCUCGAUCCUCUGCUGCCAAAACUGGUCCAAUGGGAGGUUUUGGAGGAGGAGGACAGAGAGGAAGGUUUGGACCCCCAACUCGAAGAUCCGAAUUUCGGGUCAUAGUGACUGGGUUACCAUCUACUGGAAGCUGGCAGGAUCUGAAGGAUCACAUGCGAGAAGCAGGAGAUGUUUGUUUCGCAGAUGUACAGAGAGAUGGUGAGGGCGUAGUGGAGUUUCUCCGUAGGGAGGAUAUGGAGUACGCGCUACGCCGACUUGACCGGACAGAGUUUCGUUCGCAUCAGGGUGAGACCUCGUAUAUCCGAGUUUAUGAGGAGAGAGGCGGUGCCAACUGGGGUCGUUCACGUUCUCGUUCCAGAUCCCGAGGCCGCUAUUCUCCUCCGUAUUUUAACAGAGGAUCUCCCCCUCGCUACCCGUCACCUCCACGCCAUCCCAUGUUAAGGCAUAGUCCACCUCCGAGGAGGCACCCCCCACCUCACCAUAGCCCACCUCCACGUCAUUACAGAUAGAGGCCUCAGUAACAUCUGGAGGAAAUAUUUCAAAUUUCUGCAUUUUUUACCAUUUUGUCUGUUUUACUUCAGACAUCCUCGUCCCUAUUUUGGUAUAAAUGCAUUCCAUGGCCAGAAAACCCACGGCAGCCUACUCUUUCUGGAGCCUUUAAGUUUUUCUGUUUUUAGUUUUAGUUAUUUCAAAACAGGGUUGGCAAUUCUUAAGUUGACAUUCUUUUGUCUACUUUGGUACUUAAUUUCUUGGCUGUUCACAAAAACUUGCUCAGACGUGAUUUUGUGCUGUUAAAUUUAUCAAAUUCAUUUUCCCACUUUAGAUAUUUUGUUUUAGGAAUUUUAAAUUUUUUUUCCUCUCAACGAUGUUAAUCAUUUGUGAGCCUUUUAGCUGUUGUCUGGGAGACUGUUUUUUUUUUCUUCUUUUAAUGUGUGAACAAUUGAUUAAAGUGACCUGAAGUAUAAUUUGUUGUUCUUUACCAAUAAAAUACAAACUCUUA